Molecule: messenger RNA, 9020 nt
Organism: Manis javanica (Malayan pangolin)
Lineage: Eukaryota; Metazoa; Chordata; Mammalia; Pholidota; Manidae
Gene: RBP3
Product: retinol binding protein 3
Biological process (GO): proteolysis
Cellular component (GO): cone matrix sheath
Molecular function (GO): retinol binding; serine-type peptidase activity
Source: RefSeq, a predicted model, not a curated record
ACGUUAUUAUAUACAAAGGUGGUACAGAAAGAUGAGGUCCAGCAUACCUUCUGGGUCAAACCAUUUCAGCCCCUUCUCCCCAAUCCACAGGGCUGAUGCACUUGAAUUAAACAGGAUUAAAGGCUUAUCAGAGCUGGAAACCACACCCCAACUGCAGCCUUUAGCUCCAGACCUUCUGUCUGCCCACUGAGGAGGACAAAGGAGGGAGGCAGCGGGACAGGGCAAUGCCGCAGCCCUGCACACAGUCAAGAGAGCUUUUGUGUAGAAGCCAGCCGCCCUUCUGGAUCUCCAUGAUGAGAGAAUGGGCCCUGCUCAUGUUGACAGUGCUCUGCGGCCUGGCUGGCCCCACACACCUGUUUCAGCCGAGGCUGGUGCUGGACAUGGCCAAGGUCCUCUUGGAUAACUACUGUUUCCCAGAGAACCUGAUGGGGAUGCAAGAAGCCAUUGAGCAGGCCAUCAAGAGUCGUGAGAUUCUAGCCAUCUCAGACCCUCAGACUUUGGCCUAUGUGCUGACAGCUGGGGUGCAGAGCUCCUUGAACGACCCUCGCCUGGUCAUCUCCUAUGAGCCCAGCACACUUACGGCUCCCUGGAAAGCUGCAGAAAUCACCGAUCUGACACAAGAGGAACUUUUUGCCCAGCUGCAGAAAGGCAUCCACCAUGAGGUUCUGGAAGGCAAUGUGGGCUACCUGCGUGUGGACAACAUCCCAGGCGAGGAGGUGCUGAGCAAGCUGGGGGGCUACCUGGUGGCCACCAUCUGGCAGAAGCUCAUGGGCACCUCUGCCUUGGUGCUGGACCUCCGGCACUGCACUAGGGGCCAUGUUUCUGGCAUCCCCUAUGUCAUCUCCUACCUGCACCCAGGGAACACAGUCCUGCAUGUGGAUACCAUCUACAACCGCCCCUCCAAUACGACCACUGAGAUCUGGACCCUGCCCCAGGUUCUGGGAGGGAGGUACAGUCCUGACAAGGAUGUGGUGGUCCUCACCAGCAGCCACACUGGGGGUGUGGCUGAGGACAUCACUUACAUCCUCAAACAGAUGCGCAGGGCCAUCGUGGUGGGUGAACGUACUGUGGGGGGUGCCCUGGACCUCCAGAAGCUGAGGAUAGGCCAGUCCGACUUCUUCCUCACUGUGCCCGUGUCCAGGUCCCUAGGCACCCUGGGCUGGGGCGACCAGACAUGGGAGGGCAGUGGGGUGCUGCCCUGUGUGGGAACAACUGCGGAGCAGGCCCUAGAGCAAGCCCUGGCCAUCCUCACUCUGCGCCGUGCCCUUCCGGGAGUCAUCCAGUGCCUGCAGGAGGCCCUGCAGGACUACUACACACAAGUGGACUGUGUGCCCACCCUGCUGCACCACCUGGCCAGCAUGGACUUCUCCUCAGUGGUCUCUGAGGAGGAUCUCGUCACUAAGCUCAAUGCUGGUCUGCAGGCUGUGUCAGAGGACCCCAGGCUUGUGGUGAGGACUGUGAAGUCCAAAGAAACCUCCUCUGGGCCUGAGGCUAGCACCAAAGAUCCCCUGGAGGGGGCCCCAGCAGUGCCCAAGGACGAGAAUGCCCAGCGGGCCCUGGUGGACUCUGUGUUCCAGGUGUCAGUGCUGCCAGGCAAUGUAGGUUACCUGCGCUUUGACAGGUUUGUGGAUGCCUCUGUGCUGGGUGCACUGGCUCCAUACAUCCUGAACCAGGUGUGGGAGCCCCUGCAGGACACAGAGCACCUCAUUAUGGACCUGCGCCAGAAUCCUGGGGGGCCAUCUAAUGCUGUGCCCCUGCUGCUGUCCUACUUCCAGGGCCCCGAUGCCGGCCCUGUGCACCUCUUCACCACCUACGACCGCCGCAGCAACGUCACGCAGGAGUACUUCAGCCGCAGUGAGCUGCCAGGCAGGUGCUAUGGCACUCAGCGUGGAGUAUACCUGCUCAUCAGCCACCGCACUGCCACUGCUGCUGAGGAGCUGGCCUUCCUCAUGCAGUCGCUGGGCUGGGCCACACUGGUGGGCGAGAUCACCGCAGGCAGCCUACUGCACACCCUCACCGUGCCCCUGCUGGAGAUGCCUGGGGGCAGCCUGGCACUCACAGUGCCCGUGCUCACCUUCAUUGACAACCAUGGGGAGGGCUGGCUGGGGGGUGGUGUGGUGCCCGACGCGAUUGUGCUGGCUGAGGAAGCCCUGGAUAGAGCCCAGGAAUUGCUAGAGUUCCACCGCAGCCUGGGUGCCCUAGUGGAGGGCAUAGGGCACCUACUAGAGGCCCACUAUGCACGGCCAGAAGUGGUCGGACAGACCAGUGGCCUGCUGCGAGCCAAGCUAGCCCAGGGGGCCUACCGCACAGCUGUGGACCUGGAGUCCCUGGCCUCUCAGCUCACAGCCGACCUGCAGGAGAUGUCUGGGGACCACCGUCUGCUGGUGUUUCAUAGCCCUGGUGAGCUUGUGGCUGAGGAGUUACCCCCACCAUCCCCAGCUGUCCCUUCUCCAGAGGAUAUCUCCUACCUCACUGAGGCCCUGUUCAAGACAGAGGUGCUGCCUGGUCAGCUGGGCUACCUGCGCUUCGAUGCCAUGGCCGAACUGGAGACAGUGAGGGCCCUCGGGCCGCAGCUGACGUGGCUGGUGUGGCAGAGACUGGUGGGCACGGCUGCACUGGUGGUCGACCUGCGCUACAACCCUGGCAGCUACUCCUCUGCUGUGCCACUGCUCUGUUCCUACUUCUUUGAGGCAGAGCCCCGCCAACACCUCUACUCCAUCUUUGACAGGGCCACCUCAAGGGUCACAGAGGUGUGGACCCUGCCUCAGGUGGCCGGCCAGCGCUAUGGCCCCCACAAGGACCUCUACAUCCUAACAAGCCACACCAGUGGGUCAGCAGCUGAGGCUUUUGCUCACACAAUGCAGGACCUGCAGCGGGCCACAGUUAUCGGGGAGCCUACAGCUGGAGGGGCGCUUUCUGUGGGCAUCUACCAGGUGGGCAGUAGCCCCUUGUGUGCUUCCAUACCCACACAGAUGGCCCUGAGUGCCAGCACAGGUAAGGCCUGGGACCUGGCUGGGGUGGAGCCGGACAUCACUGUGCCCAUGAGUGAGGCCCUUUCUACAGCCCAGGACAUAGUGGCCCUGCGUGCCAAGGUGCCCACUGUGCUGCAGACCACUGGGAAGCUGGUAGCUGAUAAUUAUGCCUCUCCUGAGCUGGGAGCCAAGAUGGCUGCCAAACUGAGUCGUCUGCAGAGCCGCUAUUCAAGGGUGACCUCAGAAGGGGCCUUGGCCGAGAUGCUGGGGGCUGACCUACAGCAGCUGUCUGGGGACCCGCACCUGAAGACAGCCCAUAUCCCCGAGGAUGCCAAGGACCGCAUUCCUGGGAUCGUGCCCAUGCAGAUCCCUUCCCCUGAAGUCUUUGAAGACCUGAUCAAGUUUUCCUUCCACACUAAUGUGCUUGAGGACAACAUUGGCUACUUGAGGUUUGACAUGUUUGGAGACUGUGAGCUGCUCACCCAGGUCUCAGAGCUGCUGGUGGAGCACGUCUGGAAGAAGAUUGUGCACACAGAUGCCAUGAUUAUUGACAUGAGGUUCAACCUUGGGGGCCCCACCUCCUCCAUCUCCGCCCUAUGCUCCUACUUCUUUGAUGAAGGGCCUCCAAUUCUGCUGGACAAAAUCUACAGCCGGCCCAAUGACUCUGUCAGUGAGCUCUGGACCCACACCCAGCUUGCAGGUGAACGUUAUGGCUCCAAGAAGAGCGUGGUUAUUCUGACCAGUGGCUUGACAGCUGGUGCUGCAGAGGAAUUUACUUAUAUCAUGAAGAAGCUGGGCCGGGCACAGGUCAUCGGGGAAGUGACCAGUGGGGGCUGCCACCCGCCACAAACCUACCAUGUGGAUGAUACCCACCUUUACAUCACCAUCCCCACAGCCCGCUCAGUGGUGGCUGCAGAUGGCAGCCCCUGGGAAGGGGUGGGUGUGAUGCCCAAUGUGGCUGUUCCUGCUGAAGCAGCCCUCACUAGAGCCAAGGAGAUGCUCCAGCCCACUCUGCCGAGGGCAAGGCAAAGUCCAAGCCUGCAGGGCUGCUGGGAGGGCCCCUGUGGGCAUAGCCCCAUGGUGGGUGGGAUCUCAGGUGCGCAUGCCACAGGCACUCUAGCACAUAGUCCUGCCUGAGACCCAGAGUGGGCUGCAAACAGGCCUGCUUAACGCUGGUUAGAGUUGGAGGCACUCUUGGAGCUCAUCCACCCAGUCUUUUCUCUCUUUUUGCACACCUAGGGACAGGAAACUCAGCCCUUCAAAGGAAACCCCUCCAGAGUAGUUAUUUUGGGGAAGUGAAGUCCAGAUACCCAAGCCAUGCUUCUUAUUCACUCCCUGGUCCUAUUGCUGUCAACCAGAGCAGCUCCAACCAAUAAAGCUAUGAGUCACAGAUGUCCAGCACAUGAGUCACUUCACAUUUCUAGUAGCCACCAUUUUAAAAAGUAAGAAGAAACAGCUGAAUUUCAUUUUAAUAGUAUAUUUUAAUAAUAUAAUUUACUUAACCUACCAUACAGUAGUAUCACUUCAGCAUGUACUUAAUAUAAAAAUGAUAAUGAAUGAGAUGUUUGUGUACAGGGUCUUAGAAGUUGGGUAUGCAGUCUGCUCCCUGCACCUGCUCUUCCCUGUUCGAGCACCUCUUCCACCCUGCCCUGGGAUCAUUUCUGUCCCUACCAUGCUGGACAGCCCUCAGUGGCAGGAGCCAUCCUACUCAUUCUCGUCCCCUCCUGCCCGCCACCUAGGUGGUACCUGUUGCAGGCAGUGUUAACACAACGGACACACAUCAAUAUUGGGCACCAAGAAAACAACAUCUAUGUUUUCCUCCAGGUGGCAGCCACCAGACACUUGGAGACAGGUUGAGGUUCACUUAGAAUCCUCUUUUUCCAGCCCCAGUCCAAUUCUACCCAAUGAGCCUGUCUUUUUGUCACAUGUUCCUUCCAUGGCAUAUUCUCCAGUUUCUACCAGGGAUCCAAAGAGCUCUGAUGCUGUGCAGCAUCCAAUGGAACAUGGUCCUGGUGGUGGUCUGGACUCCUGCCCUGACCAUCCAAGUGCAGGCUGUCACUGUGCUGGCUCUGGGGACCAAGCCGAGUCCUGAUGGGGCAACAAGCUGGCAGCACACAGACCCUGAGACCUCCUCUAGAGCCAAGAAAGUGGGGAGCCCAGGGGUGGCCUGGGAAAGAAGAACCCAGCUGGUGCCCUGGGAGUGCAACCCGGCUCUGCUGGAGGCACCAGGGACCCAAAAAUGAGAGACCUCUAGGGUCCCACCCAAAAUUAUGUUGGGGGUGAGGCUGGAAGGCCAGGGUACCCCAGCCCCCCACUCAGCACUCCCAGAGCUUCUGGCUCCAAGGUGUCUGAGUGAGGAUGAAAUGCUGGGGCUGCCUGGCCUUGCCAUCUGGUGAGCGUAGGUGCAGCUUCCACAGGUGACCUCCCCCGGGCAUGGACUGACUGCACCAGCCCUGUCCACAGCACCCAGAGUGCUGUGGCAUCUGAGCACAUCAGCGGGCCACCGCCAAUACCUAGGGGUUUCUUCCCUAGAAAACCUUGAAUCAACUCUGUCUAAACAGGAAAGCCCUGAUGGCAGGCAACAUUUCACUCCAGGCCCUUUGCCUUCUGCUAAAUUCAGGUAAGACUAAGCGCAUGACCACAUUUAGUAGUAUCAUGGACUGUGUGACCCCAUCUUUUUCUUUAAUUUUCUUUCUAUUAAUGUUCAGGCAGCUAUGUGACCCUCCCUGUAUGUUUACAUUCUAGGGUUCCUCCCCCCUCCCUGCUCCCUCGUCUCUCACACACACAAACACACACAUAUACAGCUAACUGAUGAUCACCUAAAUCAAACAAUGGUUCCUUCUAGGUGGUAGAAUCAGGGGUGAUGCUUUAACUUUCUUCUUAUAUUUUCCUCUUUUUCUUAAAUCUUUAUAACAAGCAUAUAUCAUUAUUUUUAAACACAGCAGUCAUUAUUCCAAAAAUAAAAUUAGAUAAAAACAAAUUACAUAAUUCUGUCACUAACCAUACCUUACUGAAUAGUUAAUUUUUUCACAGGUUUUCCUUUCAUAACAUUUGGAUUUUCCUGACUUACACCACAGACAUUUAUUGGCAGUUUAUUUUGGUCCAGAUACCAGGCUAGGUACUGUGGAGUUUGCAGAUGGCCAAGGUCCUGGUGGGUCUUAAAUCAGGGAAGGGGUGGAGCAGCUUUUAGGAUGGGUGUCAUACAUAGGUCUCUCUCUGAGCAACUCAGAUAAGCUCAGUAAUUUACAGGAGGUCACACAGCUAGCAGAAUGGACCUUUGUCCUCCUUUAGGCCACCCAGCAUUUGCACCCACUUCGAGGUUCAAUAUGAACCUAGGGGAAACAGACUCACUAAGAAGCAGUGAGGUGAUUAGGAGCCCAAGUUCUGACUUGAGCUUGCCUGCGUGAGAAGAUCAGGCUAGUCACUUCCUAGCUGUGUGACUCUGGGCAAGUUACUUCACCAUCUCUGGGCCUCAGUUUUGUUAGCUGUAAAAUGGGAGAGAUAAUAGCGCCUCUGGGGCUGUGAAGAUUGAUUAAACCAGUGCCCAGCCAAAGUCACCUGUCAUUGUUUCUCCACAAUGAAGCUGGACACCCUGGCAGCCCACUUUCCCAGCUCCCUGGCAGUAGGGUAUGGGCAUGUGGUCCUGCCUGGGCCCAGAGACUCCUGGGCAGGAUGUUUAAUCUGGAGCAAGUGGCCUGGGGAAGCUGGGCAGCAACAGUGACCAGAUGCACAGUGUGCAGGGCAGCACAGCCAUGCCCCUACUCAACAGGGGCAGCAGCGGUGUCCUUUGCAGGCAAGUCCCCUGAGUAGCUCCUUGUCCCUGUCCACUGUCCAGCGUGAGCCCCAGCCUGCCCACCCAACACAGCGUGCAGCUCUCAAGACAUCCUUUUCUGCUUCAAUCCAUCACAGACUAUUUGUGUACAACAAAUUAGACUGUGUGGUGCACCUGGGUAAGGCGCAGGCAAGAUCUGAACCCACAUGUGUCUGGCUCCAAAGCCCCUGCUCUUUUCACCAAAGCAUGAAGACGCCCCAGGUCUGGUCUGGGAAGAGGCCUUAAUGUGGGGAACCUAGAGUUCUGUGCAGAACGCAGGGAAAGGUCGGCCUUCUUGAUGCCAUCCUUCCUGCAUUAUUACCUGCUUGGAGACAGAAGACUGGAGAGAAGGAAAAAGGAAAAUGAAAUCCCACCAGGCCUCUCUUCUGGUGGCAAAGCCAGGUGACCCACAGCUGCCUAGAAGCCUGUGCUCUGACAGACUGCAGGCCCCUUAAACUCUUGAUGCCCCAGUAUGAGCUCAUCACAUCCAUCUACCCGUACCCAGCCUGGCCAAAUCCUACUUCUGUUCCCAGGUCCCUAUCUUAUACAAAGUCACAUCUCCCUCCAGAAAUCAGGGAGGAUGCUCCUGGCUCCGCCUCUCUCUCCCUCCCAUCCCCAACCCUGUGUCCAUACAAUCAUCAGAACCCAAGAUGAGCUAUCUGAGUUAAUAGCAUUCUGCUCUGGGCCCAUCCUGCCAUCCCCUCUCCUUUGUCUUAGGGUCCUGGUGAGGCAUCUAAAUCCCCACCACAGCCUCCUGCCCCAUUUCUGUGCCUGGGCCUGCAGCAAGGGCCACUGCCCUGCCAUACAUCCUUCUCAGGUUUCCCCCUGCUUGAGAACCCCUCGAGGCAUCCCCUAACCUACAUCAAGAAAGGCUGGGCUAGGCUGCCCACCCCUCUCCCGAGGUCUCCCCAGCCCACAGAGAGGCUGGAUCUUCACCACCAGGAUCCUUGCUGGAGCCUUGCCACAGGCCCUGGUACAGCAGGGGCCAGGGACCAUGCUGGAGUACCAGAGGGGAGGAACCCAGCUUUCCUCCCACCUCACUCACCCUGCCCCCUGUGUCCCUGCAUCUGCCUGCACACCCAUGUUGUGUGACAGUGAGGUCCCUGGCUACCCCCUCCGCAUUGAUGCAACGGGAGGGCAUGGCUCAGAAAGAGAAAGGGUGCUGCUGAAAUAACACCGAUGGGCAAGGUAUCCUGCCUCUAGGUCCCCACUGGAGGGUGCCCAUGUUGUACCUCCUGGUUCCUAUGGGAUUAGCUGCCUAAGGACUCCUUGCUUAUUUGAUGAUCAGGGGGCUGGUAGUGAAAAUAGCCUCCUAAUCCAAGCAGCUUAGAAUUCCAAGGGUAUCAGAGGCCACUAGCUUCCUGUCUCCUACCCCAGGAAAACACAGGAUGGCUGAGGAAGAAGAAAAUUAAACAACCUCAACCCUCUUCCCCAAAUUUACUGCUUUCCCAACCCCCAUUCAAAAUUGGUUUCUGAAAAAUUCUUCUCUCCUAGGAAAUGGCACAAGUCAAAACAUACUGGAGAAUGAUUCGUUUUUAAAAUAAAAGGUUUAUUCUAUGGUAUUCAAUUAUUACUAUGUGAUCUUUAGACUUGCAUGACUACAAAAAAAAAAAAAUCAAAAUUAAGCAAAUAGCCAAGGUGUGCAAAACUUUCUCUGAAGUGCAAGGGAGGCCUGCAGCCUCCAGGAGGCACCAGCACCAUCCAAGGAGGAAGGAUGCAAGGUUUGCCUGUGGAUAACUCCUGCUGACUUUGACCCCUGUGUAGGAGUCUCUCCCAGAUGAAUAGGUAGUAUGUGUGAGGUUAGCUGGGCCAGACCCAGAACCCAGACUGUUCCAAAGCUGGGAGUAUAAUAGAGUUAUGGGUCUCCAGCCACCGAUUCCUGCCUCUCCCCAUCACCACCACCACUAAUGUGCUUCCUUUUUGGUCACCCGUUUUAAAAAGGCAACUAAAGCUGUUGACUACUAAUUUCACAUAUAGUACUGAUUAAUAGCCACUUUUGAGGCCUGUGUUCCACCUGACAUCAAGGAGACACCCAGGACAUCCAAGUAUCAGGAGCUCCCCUCCUUUUCCCUUCCCUCCCCACAAGCCCAGGGGACUUCACUCACUUUCAUUAACCUAAUUAUCUAGCCAUUUGAGUAGGAUCUCUGGUCUAAGAUUCAGGAAUUGGCCAGAAGUCGAAAUUUAGGACCCCAACCUUGUUGAGGUUUUACUUCUCUUCCAGAUAAAAACAAACAGAA